Tachysurus fulvidraco (yellow catfish) is the source of this 2339-nucleotide messenger RNA. It is a transcript of the gene tbxtb, whose product is annotated as T-box transcription factor Tb. The record is from RefSeq and is a predicted model, not a curated record. Gene Ontology annotation, biological process: regulation of transcription by RNA polymerase II; somitogenesis; positive regulation of DNA-templated transcription. NCBI's taxonomy places the organism in Eukaryota, Metazoa, Chordata, Actinopteri, Siluriformes, Bagridae. Gene Ontology annotation, molecular function: RNA polymerase II cis-regulatory region sequence-specific DNA binding; DNA-binding transcription factor activity, RNA polymerase II-specific. The transcript is spliced from 8 exons. Bases 195 to 1505 code for a protein of 436 amino acids. Gene Ontology annotation, cellular component: nucleus.
CGCAUAUCAAAGGAUCAGUUUAGCCAAUCAGGUUGGUUCACAGCUGCGCGCGGACAGUCGGAACUAUUUAUGAGGACCCGAAGCCGCUCCAGACGCACAGUAACCUUUUAACUCCUUGUGCAUGGGGCUGAUUAUCUGACACACAAACGCGAGCACAGUUUGGACAUCAUCUAGACCUCCUUGGAUAAAUAACUAUGGCUUCGAGUGGCAGUGAGUGUUCGGGGAAAGCCGCCCAGUACCGGGUGGACCAUCUGCUGAGCGCCGUGGAGAACGAGCUGCAGGCUGGAAGCGAGAAAGGAGACCCAACAGAGAGGGAGCUGAAAGUGAACCUGGAGGAGGUCGAGCUGUGGCAGAAGUUUCGAGAGCUCACCAAUGAGAUGAUUGUAACGAAGAACGGCAGGCGCAUGUUCCCCGUGCUGAAAGUGAGUGUGUCUGGUCUGGACCCGAGUGCCAUGUACUCGUUCCUGCUGGAUUUCUCGGCGGCGGACUCGCACCGAUGGAAGUACGUGAACGGGGAGUGGGUGGCGGGUGGCAGGCCCGAGCCUCGCACCUCCAGCUGUGUAUAUAUGCACCCAGACUCUCCAAACUUCGGAGCGCACUGGAUGAAAGCUCCAGUCUCUUUCAGCAGAGUUAAACUCACCAACAAACUCAACGGGGGAGGACAGAUCAUGCUGAACUCUUUACACAAAUACGAACCACGUAUCCACAUAGUGCGGGUCGGAGGGCCACACAGAAUGAUCACCAGCCACGCUUUUCCUGAAACCCAGUUCAUAGCCGUCACUGCAUACCAGAAUGAGGAGAUCACUGCACUCAAAAUCAAAUACAACCCCUUUGCCAAAGCUUUCCUAGAUGCCAAAGAAAGAAGUGAUCAUAAGGAAAUAUUGGACGAAGUCAGUGAGAAUCAACAGUCUGGCUAUACACAAUUGAGUGGCUGGUUUCUGCCAGGAAACGGAUCCCUCUGUCCUCCUGCAAACUCUCACCCUCAGUUUGGUGGCGCUCUGCCUCUGCCGUCCUCUCACGGUUGUGAACGUUACUCCACAUUAAGAAGUCAUCGCUCCUCACCUUACCCCAGCCCCUAUCCUCAUCGAACAACCUCCCCCACUGGUUACUCAGAAAACCCUUCAGCUUGUUUGUCCAUGCUGCCCACUCAUGAGAAUUGGUCCAGUCAACAGAUAUCUUCUCACUCCAGCAUGAUCUCAAUGGGCCAACACUCUCCCCCUAACUCAAACUCUAGUCAGUACACCAGUUUGUGGAGUGUGGGAAACACUCCGCUGACUCCAGUGUCUCAGACAGGUGGAAUGGCGAGCAGCUUAGGCACCCAGUACCUCCGUGGUUCUGCCCCUCAUUAUGCCAGCAUGCCACACUCGGCUUCAGUACCCAAUCCUGGAUCUCCACUAUAUGAUGGCACACCUUCCACAGAGGUACACCAAGCAUCUCCAUACGACAGCACAACCCACAUGCGACUGGCUACAGCCUGGACACCCAUCACACCUCCUUCCUUAUAGACAGCAGAGCACUGUGCACCAACUUCCCAGUGAUCACAGGUUUCUGAACUAGCACUCAGUCUAUGCAACAGCACAAAGAUUUGAAGCCUGGAUCCUUAUGUUCAAAUGCAUUGAACUGAGCAAGUUUAUUAUGCAGCAGAAUGUUGGGGUGAUUAUAGGCCUUGUCUGGAGUGUAUAUAUUACUGCUGCUUCCAUCAGUGCCUUGAGAAUUGUUUAAUAUGAGCAACAGUUUAUAAUAUUCCAUGUGGGAUUAUUUAUAGUUUUCUAAUAACAUGGUGAAUGUGUUCUGUACAGACAAUCAUUUGUACAAAGUGUAAAUGGAUUUAUUAUCACCUCAGGAUUUUGUUUUCAGCAUAAAUCUUUCUUAUCAUUUUUAUUUGUGAAAUCCACUCAUCUGGAGCUGCACAAUUGCAUCGGCGGUACUGAAUCUUAAUUAAGAAAUAAAAAAUGAUUAACUGAUUAAGACUGGUUACAAAAAGACGGGAAAAUAUGUAGUCAGAUGGACUUUGCGUUUUAUUUCCCUCAAGAUAACCAUUUUGCACACAAUCGAAAAAAGCUAAAAUAAAAAUGAGAAAAUAAAUUUUCGACCUGACCUAAUGUCCUACAAGGUUGAGAGAAUACAAAAAAAAAGGAUUCUUUGGAAUUUAUUAGCAAAUUAGUAAAACCUACCUCAACAUAUUUUUGUUAAGAGACGUUCAGCCUUGAGAAGCAAUGGGGAAACAUCAUUUUACAAAGUCUCUCCUGCUUACUGAAAAUGGAGUCAAAUCCCACAAUGCAGUUCAGUAACUUGUCCAUCUUCAAACGCAGAUAGUUCUAAUGCUGACUUAAACUGUG